Cynoglossus semilaevis (tongue sole) is the source of this 1758-nucleotide messenger RNA. It is a transcript of the gene mfge8b, whose product is annotated as milk fat globule EGF and factor V/VIII domain containing b. The coding region runs from base 72 to 1667 and encodes 531 amino acids. The transcript has 11 exons. Gene Ontology annotation, cellular component: plasma membrane. Lineage: Eukaryota; Metazoa; Chordata; Actinopteri; Pleuronectiformes; Cynoglossidae. Gene Ontology annotation, molecular function: calcium ion binding; signaling receptor activity. The record is from RefSeq and is a predicted model, not a curated record.
CAAAGGGCGGAGCUACAAUUAAAAGCACCGUUGCUAUUGGCUGACAGCACAGGUCCACGUGCUCCUGCUCUAUGCCUGCUGCCUGGGACUUUAGAGCCGCACACCAAGCCCGAGCCUCCGCCACUUCUCCCUCCAGAGCUUCGCUGUCCUUCAACCUCCAACUUCCUCGCAUCAAAACAAGUCCAGAUAUUAAAACACCGAAGAAAAGCUCAGCCAUGAAUGACAACAGGCGCCUUUUCAUUUGGCUGCAACUUUUCUCAGCUGCCGCGGUCCUCGGAGUCAACGGUGACUACUGUAAAGUGAAUGUGUGCAGUAAUGGUGGCACUUGUGUGACUGGAGCAGGAGCUCCCUUCAUCUGUAUCUGUCCUGAUGGCUUCUCUGGAGAUACCUGCAACGAGACAGCGAUAGGACCCUGCGUGCCCAACCCCUGCAAAAAUGAUGGCCUCUGCGAGGUGACGGGCCUCACCCGUAGGGGAGACGUCUUCAGUGAAUAUAUCUGCAAGUGUCAGCCGGGCUUUGAAGGAUUCCACUGUCAGAACAGUGUCCAGGGGGCAGAUUUGAAAGAAGAUAUAAAUGACUGUGUAGGUCAGCCAUGUCUGAAUGGUGGCACCUGCAGGGACCUGGAAGGAGAUUUUAAAUGCCACUGCCCGUCUCCGUAUGUGGGCAAACACUGCCAACUGCGCUGCAUCUCUCUGCUCGGCAUGGAGGGUGGAGGCAUCGCCGAGUCCCAGAUCUCAGCCUCAUCAGUGCGUUACACCCUGCUGGGCCUGCAGCGCUGGGGGCCUGAGCUGGCACGACUGCACAACAAGGGACUAGUUAACGCCUGGAGCUCUGCUGCACAUGAUAGAAACCCGUGGAUUCAGAUCAACUUGAAGAGGAAGAUGCGUGUCACUGGAAUCGUCACUCAAGGUGCCAGUCGCAUUGGAUCGGCUGAGUUUAUCAAAGCCUUCAAGGUGGCGUCCAGCCUGGAUGGCAAAACAUACACCAUGUACAGAACGGAAGAAGAGAGAAUGGACCACAUAUUUGUGGGAAAUGUGGACAAUGACAGCACCAAGACCAACCUGUUUGACCCUCCCAUCAUUGCCCAGUACAUGCGCAUCAUUCCCGUGGUUUGUCGCAAGGCCUGCACUCUGCGCAUGGAGUUGGUGGGAUGUGAGCUCAACGUGUAUUCAACCACUCCAGGUUGUUCAGAGCCCAUGGGCAUGAAGUCCAGACUGGUGACCGAUCGUCAGAUUACAGCCUCCAGCACCUUCCGCACCUGGGGCAUCGAGGCCUUCACCUGGCUCCCUCACUACGCUCGGCUGGACAAACAGGGCAAGACUAAUGCUUGGACCGCCGCCACCAACAACCAAUCAGAGUGGCUGCAGGUGGACCUUACAUCUCCUAAGAAGAUAUCAGGGAUCAUCACACAGGGAGCCAAAGACUUCGGCUCCAUCCAGUUCAUCACAGCCUUCAAAGUGGCUCACAGUGACGAUGGGCGGUCCUGGACCGUCGUAAAGGACGAGACCACCAAUAAAGACAGGAUUUUUCCGGGCAACAGUGACAACAACGUUCACAAAAUCAACAUCUUUGACCCGCCCUUCUACUGCCGAUAUGUCCGUGUCCUGCCCUGGGACUGGCACGAGCGCAUCACCCUAAGGAUGGAGCUCCUGGGCUGUGAUGAAUAAAGCAGCCUUUACCACUGUCUCUCCUUCACUUCAUCCCUCUCUCUCUCACUCUCUUUACCUACCUCCUGCCCUCUUGUCACCUCUUGUUUAC